GCAGAUUUCGCAAGCGUACGAGGUGCUGUCAGACCCGAAGAAGAGGGACCUGUAUGACAAAGGAGGCGAGCAGGCCAUCAAAGAGGGGGGCUCCGGCGGCGGCUUCGGGUCGCCCAUGGACAUAUUAGAUAUGUUCUUUGGCGGCGGGGGGGGGGGAGAGAGAGACGAGGCAAAAACGUAGUCCAUCAGCUGACAGUAAGUUUAGAAGAUAUGUACAAUGGUGCAACGAGGAAACUUGCACUGCAGAAGAAUGUUAUCUGUGACAAAUGUGAAGGUCGUGGUGGUAAGAAAGGUGCAGUAGAAUGCUGCCCUAAUUGCAGAGGAACAGGCAUGCAGAUCAGAAUUCACCAGAUCGGACCAGGAAUGGUGCAACAGAUCCAGUCCGUGUGUAUGGAGUGCCAGGGGCAUGGGGAGCGCAUCAGCCCCAAAGACCGCUGCAAGAGCUGCACUGGCAGGAAGAUCGUUAGAGAGAAGAAGAUACUCGAAGUUCACAUUGACAAAGGAAUGAAGGAUGGUCAGAAAAUAACAUUCCAUGGUGAAGGGGACCAAGAGCCAGGACUAGAGCCAGGGGACAUUAUUAUUGUCUUGGAUCAAAAAGACCACUCUGUAUUUACUAGACGAGAUGAAGACCUUCUCAUGUCUAUGGAUAUUCAGCUGGUUGAAGCACUGUGUGGUUUUCGAAAGCCUAUCACAACGCUGGAUAACAGAACUAUUAUUGUUACUUCCCAUCCUGGCCAGGUUGUCAAACAUGGGGCUGUUAAGUGUGUGUUGAAUGAAGGUAUGCCAGUUUAUCGCAGACCAUAUGAAAAAGGACGUCUGGUCAUAGAAUUCAGGGUGAACUUCCCAGAGAGUGGCUUCCUCUCCUCAGAGAAGUUGUCUUUACUUGAAAAACUGCUACCUACAAGGCAAGAAAUAGAAGAAACUGAGGAAAUGGAACAAGUGGAUUUAGUGGACUUUGAUCCAUCUCAAAAAAGAAAACACCACUAUAAUGGAGAAAUCUAUGAAGAUGAUGAGCAUCACCCUAGAGGUGGUGUUCAAUGUCAGACAUCGUAAAUAGGCCAGUGAAUAACUUGCGAUGCUUGUUUUGUAUGCAUUAGUGGAUGAGUGAAGGACUACAAGCAGUUCACCCUCACUUCCUGCUAUUUGUUGUUCUAUCCAGCCAUAGUUGUUUCUAACAGCAUAAAGAAAUAAACUAAGUAAUUAAACUGA
Messenger RNA from Antrostomus carolinensis (chuck-will's-widow), 1209 nucleotides. RefSeq names its product DnaJ heat shock protein family (Hsp40) member A1 (gene DNAJA1). The record is from RefSeq and is a predicted model, not a curated record. Gene Ontology annotation, biological process: protein folding. Gene Ontology annotation, molecular function: Hsp70 protein binding. NCBI's taxonomy places the organism in Eukaryota, Metazoa, Chordata, Aves, Caprimulgiformes, Caprimulgidae. The transcript is spliced from 7 exons. The coding region runs from base 211 to 1053 and encodes 280 amino acids.